Molecule: messenger RNA, 686 nt
Organism: Paramecium octaurelia
Lineage: Eukaryota; Ciliophora; Oligohymenophorea; Peniculida; Parameciidae
Source: the annotation of a GenBank genome assembly
CUUUCGAUAAACCAAAGAUUUAAUCAGAUCUAAUCAAAACUUAGAAAAAGUGGAGUCUAAAAUAUAUUAGCAAUCGAGUAAUGAAGGAAUUAUCUCAAGAAGCAAUUGCUUAUAGUGAUAUUUGCUAAUAAUUGACUGAUGAAAUGAUUUAAGAAUUAGAUGGAAAAUAAAAUGAUAGACAGAAAGAAAUCAAAAAUCUCAGAAGAAGAGUCUAUGAUGCUUUAAAUGUUAUGAUUUCUAUUGGAAUUGUAGUCAAAGAGAAUAAAUUGAUGAAAAAGAAUUCUGAAACCUAAGUGAAUCUAACAAAGCAAAAUUUAAUAAUACGAAAAGUAAGAAUUAAAUUUAAUUUUAACAGCAAAAAUUAAAAGAAUAAUUAUAAUCAAAAAAAACAUCUGCAACAAUAUAAAUUAAACAGCAAGACAGUCUUAAAAAAUUAGUAGAAUUGAAUAAAAUGAGAGAUGUAGAUGAAAGUGAGAAGAUCAGAUUUCCAUUCAUUCUUGUCAAAACCCAAUUAAAUAAUGUUGAUGAAGUAUUUUAUCUCCUUAUCAUUAAAAUAGGAUGAAUUAGUCUUAGAGUAAAACAAAUAGAUGGACUAUUUGAAAGUAUUUAGUAAAAACUAACUUGAUCUCCAGUUUGAUCUAAAUGUAGUACAAAAACUAUUUCAAAGUGAACACAUGAUUCUGUGA